Molecule: messenger RNA, 3555 nt
Organism: Scheffersomyces coipomensis
Lineage: Eukaryota; Fungi; Ascomycota; Pichiomycetes; Serinales; Debaryomycetaceae
Gene: TIP120
Product: Tip120p
Exons: 1
Coding region: 1-3555 (1184 amino acids)
Biological process (GO): protein ubiquitination; SCF complex assembly
Cellular component (GO): nucleus
Source: RefSeq, a predicted model, not a curated record
AUGCUGACGUUUAAUAUCAAUGCAUUGAAGGACAAGUCACUCGACGUUGAUCCAGAUUUGCGGUUCAUGGCCCUUGAAGAUUUCAGAAAGGGAUUGCCAGCAGAGAAGGCUAAUACACCUAAUCAAGCGAUUGAAGCUUUCAUACCCGUCUUAUUUCGAUUAUUAAAAGAUGAAAAUUCUUACGUGCAGAAUCUGGCGGUUAAGUCUUUUGAACCAAUAAUCGGAUUCAUCAGUGAUAAAGCUUUGAUAAAAAUGGUACAAGGCUUAUUCUCAUUGGCUGUUAUUGAUCAAAGUGAUAGUACGCGAGGUCUCAAAAGUUUUACAACCUCAAUUCCAACUAUGACUUUAAAGUCCUUAUUAAAUUCUCCAAUUUUAUUAGAUAAGAAAGAUGUAUGCAGAAAAAUUAUGGAGUUUGUUCUUCCUAAAACUAAAGAGCUUUCUGUAACAAUUGAUGUGGUGGAAAUAUUGGCGGAUUUGACAAAGAAUCUAUCAUACGUAUUGGUCAAAGAUGAGAUAUACAAUCUAUUGGUUUACUUAUUAGAUUUGAUUGUAAACCAUAAAGGUAUUAUCAGUAAGAGGUCAAUUGCGUCAUUUGAAUACCUUUUUAAGUAUGUGAAAGAUUCAGAUAUCAAAACCAAGAUUUUAACACUUAUUCAGCGAGUCUCAGAUGUUUUAGUCAAAUUUCAACUUUAUUCAAUUGCAUUCAAGAAUAAGGUUAGCGUUAACGAUAAAUUAGUUCAAGAUGUAUUUGGUGAAGUUGUACAAGCAUUGGAUAUAAAUCAGUCUUCCAUUGAUCUUGAUGAUUUUGACUAUGACUCCUUGGUAGAAUUAAACAUAAUUAGGGAACAGUCGUUGACAUUAUUAGCUGACAUGUUGGAUAUUUUGACUCCAUUUUAUGACAAAGUUUUUGAUAUAAUAUUCCAUUUCUUAAGUUUCAAUCCACUUCAGAGAGAUGAUCUUGACACAUUUAUUGAUUCAGAUGAUGAUAUCGACUUUGAGGAUGAAGAAGAAAUAGAAGAUAAUUUCGGUGAUGACGAUAAUCUGUGGAAAUUAAGAUUAAAGUCUUGUGAGAUCUUACAACUUUGUAUAUCCGAAUCUUCUUUAUUUUUUCCAAAACUAAGCCAGUCCUUAGUGUCUAAAAUUCCUGUGGAUGAUACAAAUGAUUUGGUGUCAAAUGAAGCCUUAAAAACGUUCAUCAGCAUUGCUAGUACAUUUAGUACAUCAGAUGAUGAAAGAUUUACGUAUAUUAAGCUGCGGGUGUCUGGUAUUCUUCAGAUCAAAAGCAAGAUUGGUCAAUUUCCCACACUUUUUGCAUUAAUAAAGGAGAUGAACCGUUUUCAAGAUGGUACCAUAAUCUCUGAUACAUUUAGUAGCUUUAAAAGCUUAACCAUAAAUUCGAGAGGAGCAUCAGAAUAUUUGUCAUUUUAUAAUAGUGUGCUUGAUACUUACGUUAGAGAAGGUGCUUUGUCUAAUAGCACAGUUGACUUUAUGGCGAAUGAUUUAAUUUCUGCUCUUGACGAAAAAGGAAUUUCUGUAUUGACUGAAAUUAUGAGAACAUUAAAAAAGCUCUUAAAGAAUCCAAAUAGCAUAUUUAUUUGCAAUGAUUUGGUUGUGGAAUUGAAAGUAGCAUUAUUGUCCAAAGUUUCCAAUGCCAGAACAUAUAGUAGUGAUUUUAUUCAAAAUUGUAUCGAUGUUGUUGCAGUCCUUGCUACUACCAUUGUAAAAAACGAUGUCGAAAUUGUGGAUGUCUUAUGGAACUGUUUAAGUAAUGAGAUUCUUUCCAAGACCUCACUAGAAGCUUUACUUGUAAUUUAUUCAUCAGAAUCAACCAUAAGUGGAGCCAUUUCAUUAUCAGAGUUGUCAAGAUUGAUUAGCAAAGGUGAUGAAAGUACUUACAUUUUAGCUUUAGAUUUGGCAUAUUUGGUGAUUCCAAAGACGACUCUACUGACUGAUGACAUAAUAGACGUCAUUUUAAGACGAAAGGGUGAAAACGAUAUUGGCCGUAUCUUUGCAGUUUUAAAUUUAAUUUUUGUACAAGGUAGAAUGUCACCUAAGUAUCUUCAAGAAAUCAUAGAGUUUUCUAUAAGUUUGGUCAAUUCAGGUACUAUCAAAAUAGAUGAUAAUUCCUUUUUUGAAUUUAUCGGAAAUGUUUCAAGAGCACAAUCUGAUUUGUUUUUUGAUCUCUCUCAACAUCUCAAUUUUAAUUUGGAACUGUCAUCAAAAGCUUUGGCAAUUGUUUGUGUUGGUGCUCAGUUAAAUAAUGAGAUAGAAAAAGCAGAACAAUUAUUUUUGCAGCAAGCUGAUAGUUUCUUGUUCAGCAUUCAGUUUUUGGGUUAUGUAGGGAAAUAUAUUCCCUUCAAAAACAUAAGUGCCUUAGAUUUCUUCAAAUUAUUGAAUAAUGUGAACGAUGAAGCAACGAAAGAAGCUAUUGCUGUUGCCAUUGGAAAUUUCACUUUAAAAAAUAUAACUGAAGGACUUGAUAUCUUGUUGGAAAACUUUUCUGCUACUGAUUCAAAAAACAGCAUUUUCCUUAUCACUUCCUUUAGAUUAAUUUUACCGGAUUGCACCAAGGAACAGUUAGAACUGAUUUGGAAAAAGGUAUGGCUGGAAACUAAAAAAUUACCCUUUGAUCACUCUGUGUGUUUACAAUUGAGGUCUAUUGGUGACUUGUUAGGAGAUAUAGUAGUUCAACAUAAUGUAUUGGUAUAUUCCAUUUUAGAAAAAUAUGGAGAUAAUACCAUUUCAGAGUUCAAUUUCACAGAGAUUUAUACUAUUUCAGUUGUAUUGAAGCAGUUAAUAAACAAGCUUGAUAAUUCGGAAGAAUCUCUUUCCAUAUUAGAAAAAUUGAUUAGAAUUUCAGCUUAUUGGACAGACUUACUAAGCAUUGAUAUAAGACAGCUAGUUAUUGGAAAUUUUUUGACGGCCUUACAUACUAUUCCCUCCAUAGUCUUAUGUCAUCUACAAUCCCUAAUUCUUCCACAAUUGUAUAAACAGUUGAGUGCAGAAGAAAAGUUUAAAAAAAUUAUUCUGAUGGGUCCAUCUAAAUACAUCCUUGACGAAGGGUUAGAAAUUAGAAAGUUGACUUACGAAUUUUUAUACGCAUUGUUAUCAUUUGCUAAUGAAACUUUAACUCAGUAUAAUAUUAGUUUGUAUGAGAUUGGAAUCAAUAUAGUAAACAAAGGUUUAAAGGAUGAACAGGUAGAUAUUAUAGUUUUGGCUUGCAUUAAUAUCAUUAAUUUUCUUAAUAAUCACGAGCAAGAAUUUGUGGAUAUUAUCUUGUCUGGUGAUGGAGAAAUCCUAAUCAGUAUUAUCGGUAGUUUGAAAAAGCUGUUAGAUAAAAAGUUGUCUGACAAGGCAUCUUCACAAGAAACGGAAAAUCACCAAGAAAGAAUGAAAGCUGUGACUAAAUCAAGCAAGAGGCUUGCUCGUUCAAUUGACACACUUCAAUGCAUACUACCACCCGCUGCAGAGCUCGCUUGGCUGGAAUAUAUUGUAAACUUAAAGACGAAGUAUUCAAUUUAUUACAUGAGUUCUGAGGAUGAUUAUUCCAAGUAA